UGUAGAUUUCAUGCGGUAUCACCGUUGCAACGAAUAUUUUUUCCUACGGGCCACCCACGGGAAGUCCUCCCACACUCUUUAAAUGCACCUUCGACCCACGCCUUCAGUCCUUCAUGCCAACCGAAGCCCACAGAGAUCUCUGAAUUCUCUCAGUCCAUGGCUUCUCUCUUCCCCACCUCCCUCUUCUCCCUCUCCCUCCUCCUCCUCUUCCUCUCCACCACAAUAGCCCAUGCCAAGGUUCAGACCUUCACUUAUGUCAAUGAGGGAGAAUUCGGCCCCUACAUAACGGAGUACGACGCCAACUACCGCGUCCUCCCCAUAGCCACCUCCCCCUUCCAAAUGGCCUUCUACAACACCACGCCCGACGCCUUCUACCUCGCCCUCCGCAUGGGCACCACCCGCUCCGAGUCCACCUUCCGCUGGGUCUGGGAGGCCAACCGCGGCCGCCCCGUCCGUGAGAACGCCACCUUCUCCCUCCUCUCCGACGGCAACCUCGUCCUUGCGGACGCCGACCGCCGCGUCGUCUGGUCCACCGCCACCGCCAACAAAGGCGUUGUCGGCCUCAAGAUCCUCCCCGACGGCAACAUCGUCCUCUACAACGCCAAGGGCCGGUUCCUGUGGCAGAGCUUCGACCACCCCACCGACACCCUUCUGGUCGACCAGUCCUUAUAUGUCGGUGGGCCGACAAAGCUCGUCAGCCGCAAAUCCACCACCGACGGCUCUUUCGGGAUCUAUAGCCUCGUGCUAGAGUCCGGUGGACUCGCUAUGUACAUCAACGAUCUCACCCCAAAACCACUCCCUUACUACAACUACUCGGAUGGCAUAUUUAGCUUCAGCGGGAAUUCGGUGAAAUUGGAAAGCGAGCCGGAGACGGAGGACGCCUUCGCGUAUGAAGUGAGGCUGGUGGAGGAUCAAGGCACGAUCAUACUGGCGAGGCCCAAAUACAACGCCACCCUAUCGUUCCUAAGACUGGACGUGGAUGGAAACUUGGUGGUGUACACCUACUACGACCCGGUGGACUACCGGGCGUGGGAGGAGACCUUCGCCUUCUUCUCGGACGAGACUGGGAGGUUGAGCGGGUGCGCGCUGCCGAGAAAGUGCGGCGGCUUCGGGGUGUGCGAGGAUGAAAUGUGCGUCGCGUGCCCAUCGCCCACGGGAUUGUUGGGUUGGAGCAAGGGAUGCGCGCAGCCGAGUCUGGGGGCUUGCAAAGGAGGAGCAGGGGUGGAUUAUUAUAAGGUGUUGGCGGUGGAGAACUUUUUGACUGGUUAUACUCGAGGGGAGGGGGCGGUGAAGGUGGAGGAGUGCAAGAGGAGGUGUGGCUUGGAUUGCAAGUGUGCGGGGUUCUUGUUCUGGGAGGAGGAGUCGAGGUGCUGGCUGGCUCCGGUGCUCGGGACGCUUGCUAAGGUCGAUAAUGCCUCGCACGUGGCUUAUGUCAAGUAUAUCAAGUGAGGAGAGCGAGUCUCUGCAUAAAAGAAUGAUUGUACUUGAUGCCAGUCAUAAAUGGAUAACGACGAAGGGAUCAUAAAAGAGAUCGUGGUCAAAGUUACGGUAACAUUUUCCAAAAGGUAUGGUUUUCUUGUGGUAUCGUUUGUGGAAAGAGUUCAUGUACGAUGAACGAUCAUGCGUGAAUGCAUGUUCGUUGCAUACGAUCGUAUGCGAUCGUUUAUCGCACGAUGAAUGAUACAUGCCGUGCACUGUAUCAUGCAAUGUGCGGUGCACAACAGACGAUCCAUAUUCUUGUGAAAAAAACCAUGGGUACGAAGAACUUGGAGUAAACCUGAACUCCGGCGACUACCAUGUCCGGCCAGCAGGUGGAUGCCGGAUAUGUGGGGCUGGUUGUAAGCUGGAGCCUGGAAAGCAUCCAAUUUUGAGGAUCAUUACUUAUCAAAAAGUAAUCACUAUCUUCACAUUGUUUUUAUUUUUUUUUUUAAAGAAAAGGCACCUGGUCAGAUCCAAAUUAAACGAGUUGCAUGGAGUUUCCUAACAGGUUUUCCCACUCCGAUCGCCAGUCUGGGCUGGAUCAGACUCUGGUCUUGAACCAAAGUCCAAGCCUAAACCGAUUAAUGUCAAACCGU
Molecule: messenger RNA, 2075 nt
Organism: Elaeis guineensis (African oil palm)
Lineage: Eukaryota; Viridiplantae; Streptophyta; Magnoliopsida; Arecales; Arecaceae
Product: EP1-like glycoprotein 2
Source: RefSeq, a predicted model, not a curated record